GACAUGCAAGUGCUAACGCUAGGUUUGUUUCUGGGGACUGUAACCCUUUGCUUAGGUGCUCCUCCGCGUUACGAUGGUAUAGGAGGCCGGAUCAUAAACGGCAUAGAAGUGGAUAUUUCAGAAGUUCCGUAUCAAGCAGCAGUGUUGUUUCAAGAUCAUCAAAUCUGCGGUGGUGUUUUGAUAUCACCUACGGUAGUCCUCACCGCAUUGCACUGUUGGGUACCUCCGGAAACAAACCAAAACAUUUCCGAAUACAGCGUACGUGUCGGUUCAACUCAUUGGGAAAAAGGCGGUCAACAAAUUUUUGCCGAGUCUGUUGUAUACAACAUCCCUAAAGGUGAAACUUGGCUGGAAGAUGACAUCGCCAUAAUUAAGUUAAAAUCGCAAGUUAGCGUUGCCAACGCCAUUCCAAUUGCACUGGACGAAGCUAAUACUGUACACGAGGAUGGAGAACUUGUAACAUUAUCUGGAUGGGGAGCCACUCAAUUUCCAUUAAACGCAUCAGCGCCUGUAGAUUUUCCGUUAAAAGAAGUAAAUCUAACAGUUACAGCUUGCGAUGAAGGUUCAUCCAAUAAGUUCAUAUGUUUUGCUCAAAAUGGAUCUGGUCCCUGUUAUGGCGAUUCAGGUGGUCCAGCUGUGAUUAACGGUAAGUUAGUCGGGCUCGCGUCCACCACAGUAUGCGGUUCAGACAUUUAUUCGGCGUAUUAUACCAGAAUAGCAGCGUUUAGAGACUGGAUCCGUGAAGAGACUGGUAUUUAAGUUAUAUAAUUAUUGAAAAGUAUACGGUUGUGUUACUCAUCAUCAAUAAAAUGUU
Messenger RNA from Cylas formicarius (sweet potato weevil), 814 nucleotides. RefSeq names its product trypsin-3-like. Lineage: Eukaryota; Metazoa; Arthropoda; Insecta; Coleoptera; Brentidae. Gene Ontology annotation, biological process: proteolysis. The record is from RefSeq and is a predicted model, not a curated record. Gene Ontology annotation, molecular function: serine-type endopeptidase activity. The transcript has 2 exons. Bases 4 to 759 code for a protein of 251 amino acids.